Molecule: messenger RNA, 3131 nt
Organism: Moneuplotes crassus
Lineage: Eukaryota; Ciliophora; Spirotrichea; Euplotida; Euplotidae
Source: the annotation of a GenBank genome assembly
UUAAUUUCCAAAUAUGAGAGCUUCAAAAACUAUUUUUGGAAUACUUUUCAUAAUGGUUUUCCAAAUUUCAAGAGCAGUAAUCGGAGAGAAAAAGUUAACCAAUAAUAUCCAAGAGGGUAUCACACCCUACCUCUUCUUUGGGUUUAAAGGAGGUGGAUCAAUCAAUGAGGAAAUAAGAUAUUCUCCUGAUACCACUCCUAUUUAUCUUUUCUUCUGAAAAAGUGAAGAGGUUAGAGAUAUUUAUAAAGGAAGAAUGCAGCUUCAUGAUGUUCUUCAAAUUUUUAACCAAGGAACCACUCUGAACAGAGCUACUGAUGAUUGUUACAAUGUCACAGAGAAAAUGAAGAGCAUGUGAGAACAAAUCCAUGUUAAUGACAAUCUAAUGGACUAUUAUCUUAAUUUUGACUACCAAAACAAACGAAUAAUAUAUGAUUUAAGAGAGAAAAGAGAGUCUAGAACAGAUGAAAGAUUCUACCAAGACUCAGAAAACCUUAAGAAGGUCCCUUAUUUUGACAGGGAGGUGCAUUUUAAAUAUGACAUAAAGGACAAGGACAGCGGCUUUUAUGUCUUUUUCAUAAGUCAUUGCCAACAAUCGAUUGAUGAAAUCGGAAUCAACUACACAGUUGUAAACCCUGGAGGCGAGCAUCUCUCUGUGGAUCUAAUACCUAACAAGCUUACAUACUUGGUAUUUUUCAUCACCUGGAUAUGAGUACUUCUCAUUAGCAGUGCAGUAGUGAGUCUACGAGUCUAUAAGAGGCACGAUCUGAGUUAUAUCUGCCUGCUUAUCUUGCUUUCUUACUUCAUCAUCACCUCCUACCUCAUUCUCAGAUAUAUCUAUUGGAGGAACUUCUCCAAAAAUGGAAAAGUGAAUAUAUAUUUCGAAGGAUUUUUGAAUUUUAUUGAAGUGUUCUCAAUAGUGAUGUAUUUAAUCAUAAUUCACCUGGUUGGAAGUGGCUACAAGAUUAUUUCAAACUCCUUCAGUUGCUACAAAUGUGCCAAGAACAUCGCUGUCAUGCUCUGUAUUGGGAUCACCUCCUUAUUCCUCAGAUACACCAGCUUUAUUCUCCUAAUCUUCUUUGGAACAGAAGUAAUAAUCAUGGUGAUUUUUCUCCGAUGUGAUAUACAGAGUUGAAUAAGGAAGCUUAAAAGAAUAAAUUCUGAGCUGAAUCCUAUAUUUGUUGAAGAAAGGGACAUUAUAAAUUCUAAUAACAACAUGAUUAAAUAUUACAAGUGCUUCAUAGUAUACUUGUUAAUCUACUCCUUCAUGGAAAUGACAAUUAUGUGCCUGAGACCUUUCUUUGCAAUAUACCAUGAAUGGAUCUUUGUUCUCGCCCAGCAAGCUGUAAACCUAGUCAGCAUGACAUUUCUAUUUGUGACUCUAACCUAUUCCAUCAAGUUUAAGAAGUUUGAAGGACUCAAUGAUGGAGCUUUGGUUGCUCCCAACCCUUAUUUCAAAAACAAGAGCUUAAAAAUAUGAGGAGAGAUAAUAGUAAUAAAAUCCGAAUUUGAAACCGAAAAAUCUGCUCUUCAUCUUGGAAUCGAAUCAGAUUCAGGCAUUAACCUCGCAGAACCUGUUGAAAAGGAUCUGGGUGAGAGAGCCAAAAUUUAUGAAACCUCAAUGAUAGAUUUCCCCCAAAAGAUGACUGAGAAUUCUAACAAAAACCAUCUUGACACAAGUUGAUUCGAAGGAAUUGAGGAUAGAUAUAACCUAAGGAAUGACUUUCACGGCUUUGAUGAGGAGUGAAAGGAGGAACAGAAAGCUCAUACAAUGAGGAAUGAUACUGAAAAAGAUAGCAAGAUUAGUGAAUUUCCUAUCCUAAAGGACUCUUUAAAAUACUGAGAACCCUGAAACUUAUUCGAAGCUCAAAAUAUUAUCGAUUUAAGAGAUCCUUCCAGAAAUUAUGAAGAAUGAAAGCUUAAUUUCAAACAAGAAAGUAGAGAUUUAUCUUUCCAAAAUGGAAGAAAAAGGUCUAACAGUGCACAGAGACUUGAGAAUUUCAAUGCUCUAGGGUUCAUGCAAUGUGUGGAGGAGGAAAAAGAAUCAUCCUCCUUCUCUUUUGUAUCCCCAGAUAUGAUAAAUUUGGAAAUUUUAUUAUAAAUAUUAACUCGAAAACAAAGUACUUUAAUGCUUAAGUUCAUUUAGUAGCUUCAGCUUCUCAUCCUUCAGAUAUCUUGUCACUGGGGUCCCCUCUUCUGAAGAGUUGAAAGAUCUUAUUUCUGUAAUCAUAUGGGAAGCAACCCUUCUCUUCGUACCUUUAUGCUUUUGGUCGGUGAGGCCUCCGAUUUUAUUUUUCAGUUUGAUGUUCUUGAUUUCCAACUUCUCCUGCUUCUUUUGAGGAGUCUUUGAAGGAUAAAUAUCAGCAAGCUUAAAAGAAGCUCUUGAGCUUGGAAAUCCAAAGCUACUAUUGUUAUUAGCCUUGAUAAUAUAGCGUGUGAGGAGAGAAUCUUCAAAGCCAUCUACUGAAGUAACAGCAGUAGUUCUCUUACUCUUGGGAAUGUAAUUGGAGAUUUCGUUGGAAGAUGAUUUCUUUACUAGUAAACUUUUGUUCAUUCUCCUUCUACUCUUUUUACCUUUUUUCAGAGUGCUAAACAUUGGGUUUGCAAAAUAGGAUUUAUUCUCUUUAAACUCAUGUGUUGGGUCAAAAAUAAAUUUUAAAUCUUGAUUUGGGCAGCCUAUUUCAGGCUUCUCUUUUUCUAACUCCUUUAUCUCUUUAGCUGUGACUUCACCUAUCAACUUGCGGUAUUUCAUGGUAAGGUACUUAUUUAUUCCUAUUAUCAUUGAUAUACUUCUUGACAAUAGCGGAGACCAUUGAGCUUUUUAAUCCAUACAUUGGCUCGAAAGGAGGUACAUACAUCCUUCUAUCUCUAUUGUCUCACUUAAGAUUAUUAAGAAUAGCAUUCCUAUUCCUUAUCUGACAGAUUUUCUCAAAAGUGGUUGUUGAUCUCUUAACCUUGUUCCAUUCGAAUCGGUCUUUGGUCUUCCUAAGCUGAUCGUAAUUAAUCUGGGAACUUUUGAGUAAGAAUUUGUUCUUUUUCAUCCAAUUUGUUAGUUCGCUUCUCUUGACCUUCCGGUGAACCACCUUGGGGUCUUCAUCUCUCAUAAUCAUUUUAUUUUAACUCUGUCUAUUUUC